Uncinocarpus reesii 1704 is the source of this 861-nucleotide messenger RNA. Its product is annotated as 26S proteasome non-ATPase regulatory subunit 11. The transcript has a single exon. Gene Ontology annotation, biological process: ubiquitin-dependent protein catabolic process. The record is from RefSeq and is a predicted model, not a curated record. Lineage: Eukaryota; Fungi; Ascomycota; Eurotiomycetes; Onygenales; Onygenaceae. Gene Ontology annotation, molecular function: structural molecule activity. Gene Ontology annotation, cellular component: proteasome regulatory particle, lid subcomplex. The coding region runs from base 1 to 861 and encodes 286 amino acids.
AUGCAAAAACAGUCCUACUACGAUGCUCUCACCUUGAUUAACUCGCUUCUUCGCGAACUCAAACGGCUCGACGAUAAGCUUGUCUUGGUGGAAGUCCAGCUGCUAGAGUCGCGCGUAUACCAUGCUCUUGGAAACCAGCCGAAAGCUCGAGCUGCUUUGACAUCUGCCAGAACCUCGGCAGCGUCUGUUUAUACGCCACCAUUAUUGCAGGCUGGUCUGGAUAUGCAGAGUGGCAUGCUUCAUGCGGAAGAUAAGGAUUUCAAUACUGCUUACUCCUACUUCAUUGAGGCUCUGGAGGGCUACCAUUCCUUGGAGGAGGGAGGAAAGGCGACCUCAGCCCUCCAGUAUAUGCUUCUUUGCAAAAUCAUGUUGAAUUCCGUGAACGAUGUGAACUCCCUCUUGGCCUCGAAGCAAGCCAUUCGGUACGCAGGAACCAGUCUGGAAGCCAUGAAGGCGGUUGCAAAAGCACACUCGAACCGAUCGCUUGAAGAGUACGAACGAGCACUAUCAGACUACCGAUAUGAAUUGGGCAGUGACGUCUUCAUUCGAAAUCACCUCCGCCGGCUUUACGAUGCGAUGUUGGAACAAAACCUCAUCAAGGUCAUUGAGCCUUUCAGCAGAGUGGAGAUUGAUCAUAUCGCAAAGAUGGUUGGGUUGGAUACGCAGCAGGUUGAGAGAAAACUUUCUCAGAUGAUCCUUGAUAAAGUGAUCAUCGGCGUGUUGGAUCAAGGAGCAGGCUGUCUGAUUGUAUUUGAUGAGACGGAGCGGGACCGGGGUUACGAUGCUGCGCUGGAGACCAUCGAUAAGCUCAGCGGCGUGGUUGAUGUCCUAUACACAAACCAGGCGUCCUUGCUCGAGUAG